AUGCAGCGGCUGAAGCGGUCCCUGUCCCUCCGGACGCUGCUGCGGAGCAAAAGCGUGGAAAGCCUCUUCCCGCGGCCGGGAGGGGGGGUGCAGGGCCCCGGGACCCCCCCGUCCCCCCCCCGGACACACGGCUUCCAGCAGUACGUCUUUAAGAAGCAUUGCCCCUGCGAGCUGUGCCGGCAGCUCAUCGCAGGCAAUUCGCGGCAGGGCCUGCGGUGCAAAGCGUGCAAGGCCGGCGUGCACCUCUGGUGCUCCGAGGGGAUCUCGCACCAGCAGUGCCCCGGUAAGACGGCCACGUCUUUCCACCGCAAUUUCAGCUCACCCCUGCUGCUGCCGGAGCAGGGGGGCUCCGGGCAGGGUGAGCCCCCCCCAGACCCCAGUGCAAAGGUGGACCCGGUGUACGAGGCGCUGCGGUUCGGCACCUCCCUGGCACAUGGCACCGGCCCCGCGGACCUGCCCCCCGCUAUCCAGGGCAUUCACUGGUGUAGCGAGCGCUGGGGGGGUCUCAGCCACCGCUCGGCCGUGCCGCAGGGGAAGGUGGGCGACCGGCUGGGCUUCUUCCCGGCCAACUUCGUGCAGCGUGUCCGUCCCGGCGAGAGCGUCUGGAGGAGCUGCCGGGCCGUGCAGGGCGACAAGGAGCAGGGGCGCAUGAGCCUCAGGGAGAACCAGAUCUGUGUCGGCGUGGGCAGGACCCAGGGCCUCAUCCGGGUGACCAGCGGGAGGAAGCGGGGGCUGGUCCCUGCCGAGGCGCUGACCGAGAUCUGA
Messenger RNA from Haliaeetus leucocephalus (bald eagle), 765 nucleotides. It is a transcript of the gene STAC2, whose product is annotated as SH3 and cysteine rich domain 2. Gene Ontology annotation, cellular component: extrinsic component of cytoplasmic side of plasma membrane. Gene Ontology annotation, biological process: positive regulation of protein localization to plasma membrane; skeletal muscle contraction; positive regulation of voltage-gated calcium channel activity. Bases 1 to 765 code for a protein of 254 amino acids. The transcript is spliced from 6 exons. The record is from RefSeq and is a predicted model, not a curated record. Lineage: Eukaryota; Metazoa; Chordata; Aves; Accipitriformes; Accipitridae.